CAUUUAGGCAAGUUAAACGCGGUGCGUUGCAGGCUUUAAAUUAUUCCUGCGGUUAUAUAUGAUUUUGUUAAUCUAAGACAAUUUUGUUCCUAAAAAUUGAUGCAAAGAAAUUAAAAAAAAAGCACUUCAAAAGUGCUUAUGUAAAAAAGGUGUUACGAAGUAUUGUUAAUUUAAAAAAAAACAAAAGACUAAGAAGCUCUGUCUGCUAUUUGAGAAGGUCAACAGCACGAGCACAUUUUAUAGUUUGCUAAGUUAACAUUAUAAUCUAGUAGUAUGGAGAAGGACUACCUAAAGUUUCGAAGACUAGCUGGCUGCAAUGAGCUCUCGCACCCACCACUAUAUUCUCCAAAUGGAGAUGCACUUUUCACCUUAAGCCACAAUCUCGUACAGGUGUUCUCUUCAACGACAGGGCAGUUAUUGCGUCAACUUGAAGGUGCAAAUGAUAAAUUAAUAUCUAUGGAAAUUGGCUUAAAACAGAAUGAUAUGCUUGUUGCUUGCUCAGAGUCGGGCGAGUUAUUGCGUUGGGAGUGGCAAAGUGGCGACCUUAUGAAGCGAUUAGAAAUUAAAUUGCCUAACAUAAAAGUGUUGACAUGUAACCAGUUAAAUUUUUAUGGCAAUGCGGACACGGCCUCACUAUUUAUUACAUAUAAAAGUGAUACAACACAAUUUGUGCAGUGGAUGCUAAUAGACACAAAUAAAGGAAAUCAACGUCGUGUACGCUGUUCACUUGUGCUAAAAAAACAAACCCCUCUUGUUAGUGUGGAUACCGAAAAUCACAAUUACAUAGCUUUGGUGCAAGGAUUUUAUGUAUAUUUUAUUGACUACAAAACAUGGCAAUGGAGCAGAUUAAAAAAUGCUCACGAAGUACCGGUAACUGUUGUACGUGUGCAUCCCAAAGAACACAUGAUCGCAACAGGUGAUAACCUAGGCAAAAUAUUUUUAUGGCGUGAGUUUAUGAAUCAGCAAACCGUGAAAACAUCACUUUACCAUUGGCAUCAUACAAGUGUCACAAGCAUUGCAUUUUCAGCAUCUGGUACGAGUUUUUAUAGCAGUGGUUUGGAAUCUGUGCUGGUCAAGUGGAACAUAGCGAAACCAGAUAUUCGUCAGUUUAUACCUCGGAUAGGUGCAUACAUAAGACAUAUUGUUGUUUGUAGCAACAAUAGUCAAGUGGCAGUAUGUACAGCUGACAACGCAGUGCGUAUUAUGGGCGCCGAUGAAAAGUUAAUAUGUACACUCCACGAUUUUACCUACAUACCAGAUGACAAAACGGGUAAGGAUAGGUUCCCAGUAGGCUUGCGCUUAAAUCCACGUUCAAAUACACUCGCUCUCAAUGGACGCAUUGGACAUUUGCAGUUCUAUUCAGUGUACACAAAAAGUUUGCUAUACAAUUUGGAUGUAGUUAUGCAAAAUCAGUUAUCUACGGAGGCUAAUAAAAUACUGUACAAUAUAAGUGUGGAGCAGGCGGCUUUCAAUAUUGAUUGGAUGGUGACGGGAGAAGUGUUUAAUGAUAAUGAACACUUUCCCGAGUUGCGUUUAAAAUUUUGGCGUUUUAAGGAUGAAAUACAGAAUUACUCACUUAACACUGUUAUUGAAUUAGCACAUGAUGUUGGAUUGUCAGCGAUAGAAUUCUCAAGUGAUUAUAGCGUAGAUAAUCUGCUUUGUGCCACAGCAGGCAAAGAUCAUAAAGUUAAACUUUGGGCACUUGGCACAUCGGAUGAUAUACAUAAAACGGACAAAUACUGGUAUAACUUAGCACAAUUUAGUUACAAAGAUUUGCCAAUAGCAUCCUUAUCAUUUUCACAAGAUGGUUCACUGCUUGCUGCUGGCUUUGGUGAUACGCUUUGUAUAUAUAAUAUGGCUACAUUAAAGCUAAAAGUAGCGCUAAGUGGCACUGUAGGCGCAGAUGGAGCUAUACACAAAGCACAAAUAGUUGUACCGAAGGUAAAGACUACAUUUGAUGAUGAAAUGUACGAAAAGCGCGCAAAAGUCAUGCAAUUUUUUGUGAAUCUUCUGGAAGAUAAUGAGAAAAGUGCAUUAAAUAAUUUACAAGAAUUGCUUAAUACAUCUGAUACAAGCUCUACAGUGCAGCAGCAACCAGUAACAUCUUUGUCAGCUGUUUCUCAGGAAGAUAAAAAAGAGCUGUUUCGUGAAAUAUUGGACAUACAAGAAUUAAAUUUUUAUCAAAAGGUUUUGCUAUUUCAAAAACUGGGCAUCACCUGUAAGCCACGUGAAGGAAUGGAAACAAGAUUAGCUAGCUAUCUACGGAAAACAGUGUGUAAUGAAUUUAUCAAUGUGAAAAUAAAGGAUUUGCAUAAAAAAGUGGCACAACUUAGCAGACGAGAACGGUUUAGAGCGAAAUAUCGUCUGCAUUUGUACACAAGACGGAAACGAAAUUAUGAUGAGGAAAUAGCUCAGAAUCUGGUUCCUAUACUUAGUGUGCUCAAUAUUCAGGAUAUUACCAAAUCAUCUAAGGAGAGUAAAAACACGUCUCGUCAAGAAGACAUAACUCAACAACAAAAAGAGAGAAAAGAAGCAUAUGAUCGGACGACGCAUAGAAUACUGCCAAUACCACAGGUACCUGCAGUUAUUAAAAAAGUCCAAUUCGCAACUAAUCAGUUUGCACAUAUGAUACUCGCCUGCACAGAGAAUCGUGUGUUGAUCUGGAAUUUACUUACACUACGCAUUGAAAGUGUUAUGAAUCUGUCCAUGAAACACUUUUCAUUCGAUCCUCUUAAUAGUUUAGUAGCUGUAAUUAAUAUACAUAAUGAAUUGUUUGUGUUUCAACCUCAUGUGACGUGGCCCUUGUAUCAUCGUGCUAGUAUGCCUGAAAUGCACGGUACCGUUUGGUUACCACGUCGUUACGUUAUACCAAGUUCAUUAAACAUUAACUGGCAGUCUCAGUCUAUAUUAUUCUUUUUAACUGAAAAGCAGGAAAUUAUUUAUCUAAGCGCUGAUGAAGAUUUAGAUGCAGGUGCACCAAAACCUGUUAUAUUUGAGAAAACAUCAACACCUUUGGGCGUGCAAUAUACAACUUUUGGAACAUAUGCCACUAAGCAAAUUAUUAAUAAAAAACCUGUUAGACAACGCAUUGGACCUCUUGUGCAAAGCAAUGCUGGAAAGGAAGCUAUAAAAGCGUUUGUGAGUAUGUCCACCCACACAAUGCCGCCAAUGCAUCUACUUGCUGCUGAUCUGCUGCAGGCAAUGUUAAGCCGAUUUAGUGAGACCCCAGUGCAGAGCAAAGAAAGAAAAAUUGCAGCACAACUCCGGAAUGGUGGUCAGCGUGGAGGGGAUGAAAAUGGUGAUGAUGAUGGAGACGAUGACGAUGAUGAUGUAGAUAAUAAUGAUGCAAUGAUUGGAAGUAGACGUAUCAAUGGUGGCAUAGUAGGCACACAGAAUGGUCUUGUUGAAGUCGAUGAUACAGUAAAUUUAACGAGUGCAAAGACCGUAAAUCAAGGAGAAAGUAAAGCAUUAGCGUUAAGGAAACAUCUUUUGCUCAGAAAUGAAGAAAUCAGUAAAGAAAAAAAUAUAUUAAAGCUAAAAUCUAUGGACGAAAUAAGUUUAAACAAAGAAUUGUUACACAUUGCGGAACAGGAAAUUGAGUUCUAAAAUAAAUUUAAUAUAAUUACUAGUUAGAAGUAAAGAAAAAAAUUAGUUAUUUAAGUUUAAAUAUAGUUGUAAUUAUGGAAAAAGUUAGUAGACUUAUCGGCAAAUUAUGAA
Molecule: messenger RNA, 3717 nt
Organism: Teleopsis dalmanni
Lineage: Eukaryota; Metazoa; Arthropoda; Insecta; Diptera; Diopsidae
Exons: 11
Coding region: 274-3606 (1110 amino acids)
Biological process (GO): positive regulation of rRNA processing; positive regulation of transcription by RNA polymerase I
Cellular component (GO): nucleolus
Molecular function (GO): protein binding; RNA binding
Source: RefSeq, a predicted model, not a curated record